CAUUGCGGGAGAACGAUCCCGAUGGCCUUUGGUAUGGGUCAUGCGAUAUGUGCGGUUCGCAAGAUGUGUGCAGCUGCCGGAUGAAAUGGAACUUCUCCGACUAUACCCAGCUGGUGGAUACCGGCCUCAAAGGGAUCGGGGUGUGCGCUCUUGCAAACUUCAAGAAAGGGGAUAUUCUGGGCGCAUUUGUCGGGAAGAUCAUGCCCCCGGGUUACGAGGGAGACGCUACGUAUGCGCUUCAAGUACAUUCCAAGUCUUCAUCUACUAGUGAAACAAGGAUUGCUCUACUUUCUCCCAAGGACUACGGCAACUGGACUCGGUUUAUCAAUCACUCAUGUGAGGCCUCCACGACGUUCGGGUCGAGGACGGUUGGGGACCGAAUAUUCAUGACGAUCGAGGCCGUGAGGGACAUUGCUAUUUUCGAGGAGAUCACGAUCCACUAUGGGAAAGGUUAUUGGAGUCAAGAUAAGUGUAUGUGCGGGGCGAAGAAUUGUUUAGAGAGACAGAAGAGAACCUGAAU
This is a messenger RNA of Aspergillus sclerotioniger CBS 115572, 520 nucleotides long. RefSeq names its product SET domain protein. Gene Ontology annotation, cellular component: chromatin; nucleus. Gene Ontology annotation, molecular function: protein binding; histone H3K36 methyltransferase activity. Gene Ontology annotation, biological process: regulation of DNA-templated transcription. The coding region runs from base 48 to 518 and encodes 156 amino acids. Lineage: Eukaryota; Fungi; Ascomycota; Eurotiomycetes; Eurotiales; Aspergillaceae. The transcript has a single exon. The record is from RefSeq and is a predicted model, not a curated record.